Cyprinus carpio (common carp) is the source of this 3186-nucleotide messenger RNA. Its product is annotated as cyclin-dependent kinase 6-like. Gene Ontology annotation, molecular function: cyclin-dependent protein serine/threonine kinase activity; cyclin binding; ATP binding. Lineage: Eukaryota; Metazoa; Chordata; Actinopteri; Cypriniformes; Cyprinidae. The record is from RefSeq and is a predicted model, not a curated record. Gene Ontology annotation, cellular component: cyclin-dependent protein kinase holoenzyme complex; nucleus; cytoplasm. Gene Ontology annotation, biological process: regulation of gene expression; cell dedifferentiation; regulation of G2/M transition of mitotic cell cycle.
UUUGUACUGUAGAAACGAGAGCUUGUCUUAUCACUCCAGUUCAAAAGUCUUUUUUUUAAAAACAUGAUUUAACAUAUUGAAGAAUAUUAACGGUACAAGAUCCCUGCCAGUCCGUAAGUGCAGUUGUUGUUGAUAAGGUAAAUAAAUACAUAUGGAUUCAUUUAGAAGACGCAAAUUGUUGCUUUACUAAUCUGGAUUUUCAGAUCCACAAAGUUUCCAUUAGAUGGGCUGAUGCGUCCAAUAACCUUUCCGCGUCCCAGCUCUUUCCCCCGCGGUGAUCCCGUUUUGACACCGAGACAAAAACAAAAAGGCAGUAUGAAUGGUGAAGGAGCGAGCAGGCAUGGAGAAAGCAAGAGGAGGCGGUUAGUCUUUGUAGUCAGUGAGGAAUGCGGAAACGCUCCUGCUCUGUGUCAAACUGCUCUGAAGGGGGUCAAGGCAUAUUCAGCCAGCGUGGGAAAGCGAGGAGGAGACCGAGCACACACACACGCUGCAUAUUCCUGCAUAGAUGGCAAAAACAUAAAGGGGGAAGGACGGCCAAAGCAGAUCGAUGAAAAUCAGUCACUUUUUUAUCCACUCCGCUUUCUUGAGGGACUGAUCAGACGAUCUUUCGCUUGAUUUGUUGUUGCAGUGGUGUGGUACUGCUGUGAGAUGAGGCUUAGCGCGUGCACCAUCCGACUACCUGUGUGGCCCGUUGCGAGGACACUGCACGAGCUGUGAUGCGUGUGGAGACGCUGGGAAAGUUACUGAAGUUUCUGAAUGACGCGAGACUCUCCGGGCGGAAUAUAACAAACGGGGCAGUGCACGUGCCAGCGCCGCUCUCCCAAUAAUGCUUUUGUGAAAUAUCCGCGCGCUCGUCACAUUUCGGGAUUCCCCGCAGUACGCAGUACCCGUGAGAAAAAAUGGACAAAGAGAGCUUGACCCAACAAUAUGAGCCGGUGGCUGAGAUCGGUGAAGGUGCAUACGGAAAGGUGUACAAAGCACGGGAUUUGAAGAACGGGGGCCGCUUUGUAGCCCUAAAAAGAGUUCGGGUGCAGACCGAGGAAGAGGGAAUGCCGCUGUCAACCAUCCGCGAGGUGGCGGUGCUGAGGCAGCUGGAGUCCUUUGAGCAUCCCAAUGUGGUCAGGUUGUUUGACGUAUGCACAGUUUCCAGGACUGACCGGGAAACCAAACUAACUUUGGUCUUUGAGCACGUGGACCAAGAUUUAACCACAUAUUUGGAGAAAGCACCUGAUCCAGGAGUGCCACCUGAAACCAUAAAGGAUAUGAUGUACCAGCUGCUGCAGGGUCUGGAUUUCCUCCACUCUCACCGUGUAGUUCAUAGAGAUCUUAAGCCUCAAAACAUUCUAGUCACCAGUGGAGGACAGAUCAAGCUGGCUGAUUUUGGUCUGGCUCGGAUCUACAGCUUUCAGAUGGCUCUUACUUCCGUGGUGGUGACAUUAUGGUAUCGUGCUCCUGAGGUGCUGCUUCAGUCCAGCUAUGCUACUCCUGUGGAUCUGUGGAGUGUCGGCUGCAUCUUUGCUGAGAUGUUCAGACGGCGCCCUCUUUUCCGUGGGAACUCUGAUGUUGACCAGUUAGGCAAGAUUUUUGAUGUGGUGGGGGUCCCUUCUCCAGAGGACUGGCCACAGGAGGUGGGCUUGCCACAGAGUGCCUUUUCCCCUCGCCCUCCCCAGCCCCUAGAGGACCUGGUGCCUGACAUGGAUGAGCUGGCUAAAUCACUUUUACUUCGUUUUCUGUCAUUUAACCCCUCCAGAAGGAUAUCAGCUUAUGAUGCACUGUCUCACCCAUACUUCCAGAGUCUCGACAGCACCAGCAAGAGUCUGUACGCCCAAUCCUUUCCCAGCAAAAAGCCCUCCCUGGAGGAGAGAGCUGCUUAAAAGACAUGGUUUCCCACUGGAGACAAAGACCCCCAUCCAGUCCCCCAUGACCUAGUCUUCCAGAGCAUAACGUCACAUGCUGCUUUUAAAAGUAUCAUCACAACUAUUGGUCAAUCGUGUUUUGUCUUUGCCCUCACUACUGCCAGCUAAUACAGAUCAACAACAUGCUGCCUGGAAUAACAUGUUUGACGAUAUCAGAAGCUGCUCUCGUCUCCCACCCACCUUCCUGAAAGGAAGUUUGUCUGCUCAGAGGAAAAUGUGUUUCUCGAAUCUGAAGCCGUAUCAUGACACUGCCAGGGAUUGUCCGUUUGUUUGCAUAAAUGCAAUGUACAGGUCUAAACUGAGUCUUAGCUGCACAUCACUGCCAUGAAACAGCAAGGUCCUACAUGGGACCGUGUCCGUCUCACUUGGAUUAAGCAAAUGUCGAACUACAACUACUGUGCUCUAUUUAAUAUGGCAUUUCAUCACAAGCAUCCUGGUAUCUUUUGAAUCGUCCAAAUGCUUUGAAGUGCUAUUUAACAUCAUAUUUUCUUGAUUAUAAUGUAAUUCUACUUUGUUUUUAUCUUCAAUACAAGUUCCACAUCCUGUUCACUUAUUUUACGUCGGUGUUAAAUGUUGACAUUUUAAUUUUUUAUUUUUUUGGCCUGUUAUGUCUUAAUUUUAGUGAACUUGAAGGUGUAGGUUGUUGUAGAAAACCCGUUGAUAUGUAUACCAAACAGUCUGCACCCUGUUGUCAGGGAUUUAGUGUCGAGACGUAGUCGAAGGAUGACCCUCGCAGGGUUGCAUGUUGACUUUAGGGUUGGUUUAGAGCAGAAACACACCAAGAUGGAUAACAGAAAUACAUGUAUGAAAGUGUUAGCGCAUAGUGUUGAAAGUCUAGUAAAAGUAGCUAUAGAGUUGGCGAGCGUAAAGUUCAAGGUCAGGUUGCGAGAUUCGUUCGAGGCUCGGAGAGUAAUGUAUUAUCCCAUAAUUCAGUGAUUAAGUCCAGGUCCUUUCUCAUUUCUAAUUUCACUUCAUUAUCUGGAUAGAUCAUCACAAAUGGGUACCAAGUCGUAAUAUCCACUAGAUGGUUUGCUUUCAAUGCCUUCAUGUUUAGCGUGUGAUGAACAAGUGGAGGGAAGGAAGGACGCUGCUUCAGAAUUUAGCAUUUAGCCUGCUGAAUCCAGGUGAAGCUGUUUGAUGAGGGAUGAGGAGCUAUAGACAAGCACUGUAGUACUACAAAACAUCCACACAGUUAAAGGGGUACUCCACCCCAAAAUGUAAAUUUUGUCAUUAAUCACUUACCCCCAUGUCGUUCCAAACCCGUAAAAGC